UAAAGGAGGCACGCCGCGUCUCUACCGCAAUGUGGAUUCUGGGUCUAUUUUCUGUUUCUAUGAUCUCGUGCUGAUUAAAAAAAAAAAAAAAAAGCAUCCCAUAAUAAGCAGACGCUACAGACCGCUACAGACAGCAACCAGGCUCAACAGUUCAGCGAAUGGUCGUUUCAACUGUGCAUACGACGAGGUACAAGAGCAGACUUUGAAAUUUAAAUCAAAUCACCGUCACAAAAAGGUGCACCGCCCAGCUGAAGAAUGGAUCCCACAGCUCUAUACAAUUCACUGAUUAAAGGGGUUGAAGUUUUCAAGUUUACUGGUAAUCCAGUUCCCAGCGAGCUGCUGCUGAUUGGGGACAGAGCCUUGCCAGUGGCAGUGAAUGACAAGGGCCAGGUCCUGAUCGCUGUGUCUCACUACGGGAGGGGUCGAGUGGCUGUGCUGGCUCAUGAAGGGUACCUGCAUGAUCCCAGUUUCGGACGGUUCCUUCAGAAUGCCGUCGGCUGGCUUAUCCCCACCCCAGGUGCUUCGGUCGGCGUCCAGGCUGGUCAUGAGUCCCUCGUGCAGCAUCUUGCUAGUUCUGGCUGCAGCGUGAAGUCUGCUCCUUUCAGUGCCUCCCUGGGUGUGUAUUGCAUGGAUGCUUAUGGUGUCCGUGAGGCUAAGGAGCUCAUCGAGUUUGUAAAGAGCGGAGGGGGGCUGCUCAUCGCCGGUCAGGCUUGGCACUGGUCCAGCACGCAUGCUGGGGAAGACGUUCUCCUCGCAUUCCCUGGGAACAAAGUAACCACCGUGUCUGGCAUCUAUUUCACAGCCAAGUACGGAGAUAAAGGGGUUUUCCCAGUUUCCAGAGGUAUUCCAUUAAGCUCGCUCGAUGUCUCGCACGGGAAAGACAUCAAACACGAUCUGAAGCUGCUCCUGGACGGUGUGACUGACUUCAAUCUGAACUGUGAGAGUGUUCCAUCUGCUCUGCUGGUUCACGGGCCCCUGGCGUUCCCGAUCGUACUGGACCGUUCCAACAGAGCCAUUCUCGCAGCGGCUCAUUAUGGGAAGGGCCGGAUUGUGGUGCUGUCCCACGAGAGCCAGCUCAGCCACCCACCACUGAAGAAAUUCGUCCUUAAUGCCGUGCGCUGGCUCGGAGCGGCUAAACCAGGCAAGAUUGGCAUCCAGAGCAACCUCACCGUGCUGCACCAGCACCUCAGCGAGGAGGGAUACUGCUGCCAGCUAUCAGAGCUCCAAGACGGCAUGAGCGUUUAUUGCUGCACCUCAUACAGAGACCACCAGGCUGCUGAAAUCCAUGAGUUUGUCGCGGAAGGGGGAGGGCUGCUCAUUGGAGGUCAGGCAUGGUGGUGGUCCUACAGCAACACGGAGCAGGAUGCAGUGGCUGGAUAUCCGGGGAACAAAAUCCUGAACAAAUUCGGCAUCAGCAUCACAGCGUCCACCCUCAAAAACACCGUUUACCGAGCUCCCAGCGCUCAGGAAGCGGCACGCUUGUAUCACUUUCAGAAAGCACUGUCUAAGUUCAGGGAACACGUUCACAGCAAUGAGCCUCUGGGAGCACUGGAGCCUUGUGUGAAGACACUGGGACGCGACUGCGCGUCUUUCCUGAGAAUGAAGGCACACGAAAGCCCUCGGUACUCAAUGAUGUGUCAGAUUUUAACCAUGCUUGUGACAAAGACAGGAAUUCCUCAAGCCAGUAACUGUAACCCUGUCAGAAACCCCAAAGAGAUCAUGUUGCUGAAUUUAGGAACUGAGCUGUACAGUGAAUCGCUGUGCCAAGAAGCGCUGGUGCCUGUCCUCAUGAGGAGCGUUCCUGAACUGGUUGCAGACCCUGCUGUUGAAGUGCAAGUCAACGGGACAAUAGAGGGUUGCAGUGCAUGGAGGAGCACUGGGCUGUUCGUUUCUCCAGGCAAAACGGCACAUGUCAUUGUCCCCUCGGCAGUGACUGGGGCAGGCUGGCAGGUUCAGACUGGCUGCCAUUCUGACGAUCUGAGUGAUAAAGAGGAGCUGAAGCGCCCCCCGGUGGUGAUCCGAAGGUUCCCCAUUAACAGGGAGAGGACAGCUGUGUCCAGCCUGUGGGGGGGCCUCCUGUACAUUGUAGUACCAGCGGGAAGCCAGCUUGGCCCGGUCAAUAUCACUGUGCAGGGAGCGGUCAGGGCUCCUUUCUUCAAAGCUGGUCAGAGCAGCAUAUCGGAGUGGCAGAGGACAGUCCGGCACUACGCCGCUCCCUGGGCUGAGCUGGAGGCUGACAGCAUCAUCCUGACUGUCCCCUCGGACAGCGUUCGCCACCUGGACAACCCCGAGCCUCUGCUCUGCCUGUGGAACAGGAUCACGAGGGGCAUCGCAGAGCUGGCAGCUAGACCCCAUCCGUUCCCCAGGCCAGAGCGCAUUGUGGCCGACGUCCAGAUCUGUGCUGGCUGGAUGCACUCUGGCUAUCCUAUAAUGCUUCACUUGGACUCUGUGAAGGAGAUUGCUCACCUGGACUUCAUGACCUCCAAUAGCAUAUGGGGCCCCAUCCACGAGUUAGGACACAACCAGCAGAGUGCAGCGUGGGAGUUCCCCCCUCACACCACUGAGGCCACCUGCAACCUGUGGUCUGUCUACAUUCACGAGAAGGUCCUGGGAACCCCACGGUGCCGGGCUCAUGAGAUGCUUAGACCAAAGACCCGAAGAGAAGGCCUGAGGAACUACAUGAGAAAUGGAGCGCGGCUGGACCAGUGGAAGGUGUGGGUUUGUCUGGAGACCUACCUGCAGUUGCAGGAAGGGUUCGGCUGGGAGCCGUUCAUCCAGUUGUUCUCAGACUACCAGCAAAUACCGAGCGCUGCCAGGUUAGACAAGGUCAGCAGGAUGAACCUGUGGGCGGAGAAGUUUUCCCAGCAGGUGAAGAGGAACCUGCUCCCCUUCUUCAAGGCCUGGGGGUGGCCUAUCGGAAAGGACCUCGACCAAAAACUGUCAGCUCUGCCAGCGUGGAAGGAGAACCCAAUGAAAGAGUACAUCUGAGCCUCAGGCAUUGUUAAUGAGGGGCAGUGUGGAGAGACCGGGCACCCCAUCACUGUGUGUCUGCACAGCCAUUGUAUGAAAAAUAAUUAUGAAACCUCAACAGAGUGUGGUGGUCAUUAUCCAACUGACGUGCCUUCCAGCAUAUCGCAGUUCAGUGCAAAUUAUAUAUUGUGUAUGUCUUACUGUUUACCUGUAAAACCAAUAAAAACACUUUAUAUCAA
Molecule: messenger RNA, 3209 nt
Organism: Acipenser ruthenus (sterlet)
Lineage: Eukaryota; Metazoa; Chordata; Actinopteri; Acipenseriformes; Acipenseridae
Product: TRPM8 channel-associated factor 2-like
Exons: 8
Coding region: 256-2988 (910 amino acids)
Source: RefSeq, a predicted model, not a curated record